Messenger RNA from Emys orbicularis (European pond turtle), 723 nucleotides. RefSeq names its product tetraspanin 8 (gene TSPAN8). Gene Ontology annotation, cellular component: plasma membrane. NCBI's taxonomy places the organism in Eukaryota, Metazoa, Chordata, Testudines, Emydidae. The record is from RefSeq and is a predicted model, not a curated record. The transcript has 8 exons. The coding region runs from base 1 to 723 and encodes 240 amino acids.
AUGGCAGGGGUGAGCAGCUGCAUGAAAUAUUCCAUGUUCAUCUUCAACUUUUUGUUCUGGAUGUGUGGCUGCAUUAUUCUGGGGGUCUCUAUCUGGAUGCGUGUAAGCAAAGCUGCUCAGGAGGAUCUCAAUUUAGAUAGUAGCCUGUUUUCAGCUGUUGACCUGAUGAUAGCAGUGGGCUCCAUCAUUAUGGUCCUUGGUUUCCUGGGGUGCUGUGGUGCAAUGAAGGAAAGUCAAUGCAUGCUGAUCUUGUUUUUUAUUGGACUGCUUUUGAUCCUGAUCCUUCAGGUCGUAGCAGGUAUUUUGGGAGCAGUGUAUAAGUCUCAGAUAGAAACCACACUUAACAAGACUCUCUCCGAGGAGGCAAAGAAGUUGCAAGCCGUCACUGAGGAUUCUAAAGUAUUUCAAGAGAAAUUUCAGAAGUUUGAGAAAAUGAAUCAGUGCUGUGGUUUGGUGAAGGGAUAUGAAGACUGGGGGAGCAAUUUUAAUACUCCUUAUGGUAAUUUCAAGAUCUGUGAAUGUGCACAGAAAGACCAAAAUACAGAUCUCUGUAUCUUUUCUUCUAACAGAUACAUUUAUAAAAAGCCAUGUAGCGUUGUGGUAAUUGAUUUCUUCAAACACCAUAUGGUCAUACUUAUGGGGAUCGCAUUUGGACUGGCAUUUAUUGAGAUUGUUGGUUUGGGGUUUUCGAUGAGCCUGUACUGUCAGAUCCAGAGAAAAUGA